Molecule: messenger RNA, 1407 nt
Organism: Paecilomyces variotii
Lineage: Eukaryota; Fungi; Ascomycota; Eurotiomycetes; Eurotiales; Thermoascaceae
Exons: 3
Coding region: 149-1243 (364 amino acids)
Biological process (GO): mitochondrial proton-transporting ATP synthase complex assembly
Cellular component (GO): mitochondrion
Source: RefSeq, a predicted model, not a curated record
AGGAACGAACAUCUUUAAUCAAUACAACAUCGUCAAUCUGGGCCGACGACACGCCCGCCAACGAAAUACGUCCUCACAAAUCUCUACUCCCUGAUUAUUGCAUUUUUGGACACUACUAAGGCCUGCAUUGGCCGUUGAGAAGCCCGCCAUGAAAGAACUCGCCAGAGCCUCCUCGUUGCUCCGUCCAUCGCGAAUCUACUUCACACCUCGAAGCUCAUGCCGUUACUUCCAUUCUUCGCCGUCAAGAUUCGCUGUCGCACACCCCAUCACAGCACAUGGACCUCCUCCCAAAGCCCCAGAACCCGCGGCAGACUUAGCAGAGCAAGCAGAAAGGCGGAAACAGAAGGAUGCAGAGACGGUAGGCACGGAAAAAGUGGAACAGCCACAGCCCUCGAAGGCGUCUAGUGCUCUGAAGAAACGUUUUUGGAAGGACGUGAACGUUAGAAAGAUCGAAGAUGGUUACCAGGUUCUCCUCGAUACCCGCCCUGUACGAACGCCGGCAAAGACAACUUUGACCGUUCCUUUUACGAAGCCUCACUUGGCGCAUGCGAUUGCGUUGGAAUGGGAUCUAUUGACCUCGGCCCAGCAGGCCCUCAAACAGCACUUGAUACCGAUCACGUCGUUGGUUGCUCGGGCAGAAGAUAUCGUCAGAGAGGAUAGAGAGGGCCAGCGAACUACGAGAGAAGACGUGCUGAGGACGGUCAUGCGUUAUCUUGAUACGGAUACAAUUCUGUGCUGGGUGCCCAAGAAGGAUGGCCCGGAGGCGGCUCUAGAGCAAGAGGAGGGCAAGGAGACGCUUCGACAGAUGCAGGAGAGAGUCGCGCAGGAAAUCAUCGGCUUCCUCAGUGCCAAGCUCUGGCCGGGGAUCGAUAUCAAGCCCAACGUGGAUGCUGACAGCAUCCUGCCGACAUCUCAACCUCAGGUAACAAAGGAUGUGAUCCGGGCAUGGAUCGCAAACCUGCAUGCCUAUGACUUGGCUGCUCUGGAAAGAGCUGUUCUGGCGGGCAAGAGUUUACUGGUUGCUGUCCGACUGGUAGUGGAAUGGAGCGAAAACUUCCGCCACCUACAACGGUCCGGACAGAAACGGUUUGGCAUCGAGGAGGCAGCCGAAGCAUCCAGCCUCGAGGUAAGAUGGCAAACGGACAUGUGGGGAGAGGUCGAAGAUACGCACGACGUGGAAAAGGAAGAUCUGAAGAGGCAGCUGGGCAGCGUUGUGCUCCUGGUCAGCGGGGAGAGUCGCUGAAAUGGUUUCGGGAGCGUGCUCUUCAACGCUGGCAGCGCUGGUGGGCCCGGAACUGAUAAACUCGUCGAAGCGAUGACGAAAUUCCACCGUAUGGAGAAGAACGAACUGCUGUUGUAUACUCCUUACUAGUAUUAUUAUUGCGAACAAACCCAUUAUCCGCCAUU